UCCUAUUUAAGUCAAAAAUGUAAUAAUUAUAACUUAUUUGGUUCGGGUCAUUCCUAAUCCUCUUUUUAUGUUGCUUUUCUCAUUUUUGUCUUAAUGGGUCAGAGUAUCAAAACGUUUCCAAAAGAACACUUUGGAAAUGUUGCUCUGAUCAUUGCCUUUUCUAUGUGCUUACUUUCAUAAUUUCAUUUCAUUUGUGUUUUAUUAACUGUUUUUAUUUUUUUCUUUCUCUUUCCUACUCACCUGUUUUUCUUCCAUCAUUGCUUUUCUUUUUCUUUUUUUUUUUUAACCACCAAUCCAUGAAAUCAUCUGGCUUGCUUUUUAAAUCAACCACAUCCAAAAUGAUCCUAAAAUCUGUUUGCUGGGCUGACUGUAAACGGUGCUCAGCGGGGUUCAUCAAGUCUCCCCUCUCUCGGAUGAAGCUGAUUAAUGACAGUGCAGAGCUGCAUUGCGAGGUUAUAGGGACCCCCAUUCCCGAGGUGCAGUGGUGGUUUAUAGUGGGAGAAGAGCCCGAGAACGAGACCUCCACUCAGCUUUUUGACGGGGCACGGGACGACCGUGUGCAAAUAAAUGCCACAUAUAUUACACAUGCCACUAGCACCAUUCACCUCACUAGCCUCACCCUCGACGACUCUGGCACGUACGAGUGCCGCGCUUCCAACGACCCCGACCGCAAUGAACUGAAGAAGACGCCAAAAAUCAAGUGGAUCCGCUCGCAGGCAAACAUUAUUGUGAUCGAAAGUGAGUGGCAGAGGAAGCAUGAGGAGACUCAGGUCAAAGUAGCUUGACUGUUAUCUCCUCAUUAGUGAAGUCCUGGACACUGAGCUCCUGUUACUCAACUCCCAUGCUUCCGGUCCAGUACCCUGCUCCUCCUGCUUCACCCCGUAUACACACCCCCUCUCCUCUCCUC
This is a messenger RNA of Scomber japonicus (chub mackerel), 907 nucleotides long. Its product is annotated as basigin-like. Lineage: Eukaryota; Metazoa; Chordata; Actinopteri; Scombriformes; Scombridae. The transcript has a single exon. Bases 297 to 785 code for a protein of 162 amino acids. The record is from RefSeq and is a predicted model, not a curated record.